This is a messenger RNA of Neogale vison (American mink), 844 nucleotides long. It is a transcript of the gene PRL, whose product is annotated as prolactin. The transcript is spliced from 5 exons. Gene Ontology annotation, molecular function: prolactin receptor binding; hormone activity. The record is from RefSeq and is a predicted model, not a curated record. The coding region runs from base 1 to 690 and encodes 229 amino acids. Gene Ontology annotation, biological process: female pregnancy; response to nutrient levels; mammary gland development. Lineage: Eukaryota; Metazoa; Chordata; Mammalia; Carnivora; Mustelidae. Gene Ontology annotation, cellular component: extracellular region.
AUGGACGACAAAGGGUGGUCGCUGAAAGGGUCUCUCCUGCCCCUGCUGCUGCUGGUGUCAGACCUGCUCCUGUGCCAGGGCGUGACCUCCCUGCCCAUCUGUCCCACCGGUGCUGUCAACUGCCAGGUGUCCCUCCGAGACCUGUUUGACCGCGCGGUCAUCCUUUCCCACUACAUCCAUAACCUCUCCUCGGAGAUGUUCAACGAAUUCGAUAAAAGGUAUGCCCAGGGCCGGGGGUUCAUUACCAAGGCCAUCAACAGCUGCCACACUUCCUCCCUCUCCACCCCUGAAGACAAGGAGCAAGCCCAGCAGAUCCAUCAUGAAGACCUUCUGAACUUGAUACUCCGAGUGCUGCGCUCCUGGAACGACCCCCUGUAUCAUCUAGUCUCAGAAGUGCGGGGCAUGCAAGAAGCCCCAGAUUCGAUUCUCUCCAGGGCCAUCGAGAUUGAGGAACAAAACAGAAGACUUCUAGAGGGUAUGGAGAAGAUAGUGGGCCAGGUUCAUCCUGGAGUCAGAGAAAACGAGGUUUACUCCGUCUGGUCAGGACUUCCAUCUCUGCAGAUGGCUGAUGAAGACUCACGCCUUUUUGCUUUUUAUAACCUGCUCCACUGCCUACGCAGGGAUUCACACAAGAUUGACAAUUAUCUCAAGCUCCUGAAGUGCCGGAUCGUCUACGACAGCAACUGCUAAGCCCACAUCCCCGCCGUCCCUUUCCGGAAGUUUCUUAAUGAUCCGUCCCAUAGCAAGCUCCUCUUAGCUUUACAGCUUUCUCAUGCAGGCUUGGGUGUAAUGGGUCUCAUCUUAAAAAAUAAAAACUGACUCCUUAGAGAUGUCAAAAUAAAAA